CGUUCAGUACGCGCGGGCCCCUCUUCAAUGGAUCCCUGCUGGGUAUUUGCUCUGAUUGUUUUGUUACUGAUCGAACUGGAGUCCGUAAACUUCCUCUUCUUGAUGUUGUACAUCGUAUUUUACGUAGACCGGGCGAUGUCUCUCCGUCUGAUCCUUGAAUAUUCAACUAACUGAUAGAAGAAUAAUAAUAAUAAGGGGCCAAAGUGACCGUCGGUUGAACCGGGAAAAGAACUCACACCCAGAUCCUGACGUUCGUCAAAUAUGUGGUUGAUGUGAUGUUUAAUUUGUGCAACGUCCGAAUAGACGGUUGGUCUGACUAGAAUAAUCGUCGGUUUGAACUCACCUUCCGAUUGAAAUAUACAUUUGGACGUUUUGGUUCGAAUACGUAGAUCGUUCAACCCUAUAGUGUCAUUUUAUGCGGAUUUUGAAUUGAUGAAUGAAUAACACCUAGAGACAGUGCAAAAUGGAGGAGGAGUCCCCUCCCAGCCAGACUGGUGAUGUUUCAUCGCCAGAAAUCACAACUACACCUCCCGAAGAUGACCAGGGUUCCAGUGCCGUAAACGAGCUAGAAACCACCAAACUAAGCAAUGUCAGCGACGAAGACCACAACUUCACCGUCCACCCCUUCGACUUGUCCAACAUAACCGUAAUCGAGAACACCCUAGCCAACCCCGCCAAAAGUGUAUCUUGUGAAGGAAGUGACAGUGGCGUUGAAGUGUUCGAGAACAGUGAUAAUUUCGCCUUCAGAAGGACCCUAAGUUCCAACAGUGGCGUCUCCAACCAUUUCCAAGACUUUGAGAACGUUCAAUCCUGCGAUUCUUCGAUUAGUUAUUGUUCGAAUAUCGACGAGGCUUACAAUAUCUUGGUGAGACGUAACUCGUCUCUGUUCGGAGAUUGCACACUCAGAAACGGUGAUAGAACUAGUGAUAACGGAUCGGAGAGUUCCUCCGUAACCGGAAGUUCCUCUUCCAAGAACUCCAAACGGAAUCAGACUAUCAAGAAACGCGUGACUGUCGAUCCCAAACCCAAGCCAAGUUCGCCCAAAGAAAGAACGAGGUCCAAGCCUCCGGUCACCCCUAAAUCUCAAGCGAAUUCUGCGCGCUUGAAAUCUUUGGAUAGACUCCAGGGAAAGUCGCUGACUCCAUCCACGGCCAAGACGAACUGUUUGCGCAAUAAACAAGUGCCAAAUAACUUAGAAAUUAGUAAGAAGGAGUCUUCUAAACGCCCGUCGACAGUGAGAACGCCUUCCAGCACCAGAACCCCGAUUCCAACCCCAACAGACGAUGGUAGAUGGCCUUCUAUACACAGUAGACCUGCGCCUCUUUUAUCGAAAUCGAUGAAAGGUAGUAUGGACCCAACGACCAAACGAAGUACUUUAGAUACUAAGACAAUAGAAAAAUACGCAACGUUACCCAGGAGGAAGAAAGAAAAGAGCGCAGAUGACAUCGAAAAACCCAGGAAGAUAACAGACAAGGAAACUUUCACAAACAAAGCAACACAAAACAAAAAGACUGUACCAAGAGAAAGCCUAUCGAUGAGGAUAUCUACACUUGGCAGGAGGAAAAAGAUAAAAAUUUACCAAGAAAACGGUUUCCAAACUGCCCUAACCAUGGAGGACAUCGAUAAGGCUCUAUCGGGACACUCUGUAAGACCCCCAAGUCCUGAAGAUAAAGAGUUUGACGCGAAAGAAAUACAGGUAGACAUGAGCAUAACUGAAGUUGAAACCUUGAAGGAACAACUUAGGGUUAUGACAGAAAAAUACGAAGCUCUCAGUAAUGAUUAUAAAACGCAAACCUGUAAAUUGAGGGAGGUCGAAGAUAAAUGGAGAGCUGAAGCAGUGGAAAAGGAAGGUUUGCAGCAAGAACUGAAGAACAACACUGAACGAGUUUUGACGAUUUUGGGGGAUCAAAACUCAACUGACGAUAACUCUAGUGACAGUCUGUUAGUGCUGGAGUCCAGGUACCAAGACGUUAGAUCGUUGGUUAUCGAUCAAGAGAAAGAGAUUUCACGUUUGAAUGCGCUAUGUAGAACUCUGCAAAUAAAUCUCGAUCAAUUGAUGGCGAACCAGAGGACGCUCAUUCAACAGCAUCAGGAGCUAGAGGCAGAAAGUAUGGAGCUCCAAGAAUUCAUGCAGGCUGAGAAAAGUACACUCGCUGACGCACUUAGAGAAGCCGAGACUGAAUAUAAGAAAUUGAAGACUCUUCUGAACGAAAAAGAUAGAGGCCUCAUGGAAAAACAGGAGGAAAGCAAGCAUUUGGUGAGGCUGAGCGAGAAGAGGAGGCAGGAAAAUUUAGCUUUACAAGCUAAACUAGGAGCUUUGGAAGCCAGAUGUAGGGAACUUUUAGUUCAACAGGGUAGCUCAGUGUCUAGAGCUGCUAUUGCUGUUUCUGCCUUGAGCAACAGAUUGGAUUCGUUAGCCAAUGAACUGAUCGCUUGUUACAACAUCUCAGAGCAAGAUUUAGAGGAUGUGAUAUUCCAUAAUGAAGCGUACAACUAUAGUAGUAAUGACACUACGCCGGAGAGAGGAAGAAAAUGCUUCAAUGAUACCUCCCCAUCUUCCACAAAGGGUUCUUCGUUCGUGUCUGCUGUGAUAAAUGCCAUAAAAAACAACGCACCCUUUAGUAGAGAUAUAUCUAGAAGUAAUCUCCAAACAGAAACGUCUAGUUCCAAUGAGAUGCUAGACUCGGAAACUGAGCCCUGCUUGAUGAUGGAACACGUCUUGGAAGAUGUAGUGGUGCCAGAUGGUCAUUCUCACAACAUGAUCUCCUCCACCCACAGCAUGAUCAACACAAGGCUCACUCACAGCGAGAGUCUCAAAGAUCUAUCGCAAGCCAUCCUUAAUCGCGAGAGAUCCGAGCAGGCUAAUAGUCUCACCUUAUCCUUCAGCAGCGAAUUUGGGGUGGACGAUGGUUUCAAUGUCCCCCUGAUAGACCAAGUCAUCGAUGUAGAUAACUCUAUUACGAGACUCCUAAAGGUGAUAAAGAUUGUUCAGGUAGACGCUGAAGAACGUAUGAACGAACUGGAGGACCAAAGAGAAUGUUUCUCUGAACAAAUCAACAAGCAGAAAGAAACGAACAAGUUCGUGGUGAAACAGCUGAAAGAUUGGGAAUUGCUAGGUGCGAGGCUGAAGACAGAAGUGAAAGACUUGAAGGAGAAGCUCUCUGCAAAAGAUUCUGAAUUGGAUAAAUUCAAAAUCGAGUUGAAUAAACAAAGGGAGCAACUAGAGAAGCAAAACCAAGAUGUUUGUGAGCUGUCCACUGCAUUGUCCAAGAUAGAACUGGACGCCAAAAUGAAGCAAGAGGAAGUUAACGAGGCUAUUUUAUUAUGGGAACAGACAGGGGAGAUUCCCUCCCAAGAAAUCAUGGGGAGAAUAAUCAGUAAGUGUCCUGAAAUAAAAGAACUGAUAGAAAAUGAACAGCAGAAGGAGGAAUUGAAGAAAGAAUCCGCCAAUAGACAGGUUCUGAUUGACAGAAUUAGAGAAGCUUUUGCUGAAACUAAGAAGCAGUAUGAAGCUAUAGACAAUGCGCUAGAGGUACUGCACAAUGUUCAGAGUGUUGUCCAGCAAUGUCCCCCACUAGCAAAGCUGCAAAGGGACCUGGAAGAAGUCAGUUUCCAGAGCGCUUCGAAAAUGCCUCUGGUACCUCCUGCCGAUCUGAAUGCCAACGCAGCUCUUUUGCACCAAGUCAUCAAGAAUUUAGAGAUAGCAUCCCCGAUAAAUACAACCGCUUGAGUAACUUGAAUGCACAUGUAAUGAAGCCAUUUCAUCGUGUACGGAUUUUAUUAAACUUAUUGUUAAUCGUCCCUAAAGGUGAAUUCGAAACAAACCACCUUUCGGUUAUCGUUUUAUUUUGUACGUUUCUUUUAUUCUGUAUAUUUUGUUAAUUUUAGGAUAAACGAAUUUUCGAUGUUGAAAUUUUUAGAUGUGAUGAAGGGAGGCUGAAAAUUGCCGAUUUGUGACGUCCAAUACACGAAUUUUCCAUUUUAAUACGUCGUUGUAGAGGUUAAUGAUCGUAUUAUAAUAAAAAAUUGAAUAACUCGUUCUGAAACACUUCUCCGUAUUGAGCGCUUGCGAGAAAGCCUAACUAUUUUUGGACAAUGUAAUAAACAUAACAAUUACUGUAAUGCCAUUGUUGUAUUUAUACAUAACAAUCAAUAAACAGUGUGAAAGUUA
This is a messenger RNA of Coccinella septempunctata (seven-spotted ladybird), 4171 nucleotides long. It is a transcript of the gene corn, whose product is annotated as putative leucine-rich repeat-containing protein DDB_G0290503. The transcript has 9 exons. The record is from RefSeq and is a predicted model, not a curated record. The coding region runs from base 464 to 3730 and encodes 1088 amino acids. NCBI's taxonomy places the organism in Eukaryota, Metazoa, Arthropoda, Insecta, Coleoptera, Coccinellidae.